GGUGGGGGCACCGGCACCGGCACCGGCACCGGCACCGGCACCGGCACCGGCAUCACAUGGCCCUGCCGCUCGGCGCUGCCCUGCAGGAUCCCAGCCUGGCCAUGGCACAUGCCGCACCUGUGACCGAUGAUUUAGGUGAGUGGACCCUGGGGUACACAGGCAGCUGGUAAGUUUUGCCGCAGGUUUUUGGGGAACCUCAGCCAGAGCAGGAUCCUGGAGCCUCAGGUGACGGAGCCAGCGAUGGGCCCCCCCUGCCCCGUGUGCCUAGACUGGCCGAAUCCAUCCUUCCGGGGGCCGUGAGCGGGAUUUAGGGUGCAGAGCUGUGUGCCGUGAAGCAAUGAACCCCCCGCGGGAAUGCGAUGGGGUGCAGGGUAGGGGAUGGGGCAUCUUGUCCCUCCUGCACAAAGAAGGCGUUUGUAGAUGGAAAGAAGGCAGGAUCUGGCUAGUCCUGUCCCAUCCCCUGGCUCAGGGCAAAUGGGGGCUCGUGGCAGGCCCAGAGGGGUCUCAGCGAGGACUUGGGGUCCUCCCCAUCCCGGGGCUGCCCUGAAGCCCUCCUCAUCCCACAGAGAUCAUCGAAGAGGUCAUGAAGGAGGAUGGCUUCCAGCCGGAUCCAGCUCCUGCCCUGCCUAAAGUGCUGCCCAAAGGCUCAGCCAAGUUGGUGGCCCGUGGCUCCAGCCCCGUGGUGGCCACCCGGCCGCUGCGCCCGGCUGAGCCCUGCCCACUGGCAGCCGGGCUGGCGCCUUAUGGUGUGGCGGUGCUGCCGGCCAACACGCGGUCCCCGCAGCUCACCCAGAGCCUCAGCACCCUCUCGCUGUCGCCCAAGCUGGUGCCGCGGGGCACAACAGGCGCUGGCGGGCGGCACCGCUGGUCUCCGGCUGCCGGGCACAGCAAGGACCAGCUGGAGGAGCUGCUGGAGCCGCCCAAGCUGGUGAUCACGGAGCAGCCCAAGCAGCGGGGCAUGCGAUUCCGCUACGAGUGCGAGGGCCGCUCGGCCGGCAGCAUCCUGGGCGAGAGCAGCACCGACGCCAGCAAGACACUGCCGGCCAUCGAGCUGCGGAACUGCCAUACGAUCCCCGAGGUGAAGGUGACAGCGUGUUUGGUGUGGAAGGACUGGCCCUACCGCGUCCACCCCCAUGGCCUGGUGGGCAAGGACUGCAGCAACGGACUCUGUGAGGUCGUCCUCAAGCCCCAGACAAACCCCAAGCACAGCUUUAGCAACCUGGGCAUCCAGUGCGUGAAGAAGAAGGAGAUCGAGGCGGCGAUAGAGAAAAAGCUGCAGUUGGGCAUUGACCCCUUCAAAGCUGGUUCCCUCAAGAACCAUCAGGAGGUGGACAUGAACGUGGUGAGGAUCUGCUUCCAGGCCUCCUACAAGGACGGCUCCGGGCAGACACGGCACCUCAGCCCAGUGCUCUCGGAGCCCAUCUUUGACAAGAAGUCCACCAACACCUCGGAGCUGCGGAUCUGCCGGAUGAACAAGGAGAGCGGUCCCUGCACAGGUGGCGAGGAGCUCUACCUACUCUGCGACAAGGUCCAAAAAGAGGACAUCGCGGUGGUUUUCCGGAAGGAGACGUGGGAGGCGCGGGCGGACUUCUCGCAGGCCGACGUUCACCGCCAGGUCGCCAUCGUCUUCAAGACGCCGCCCUACCAGCACCUGGAGCUGGCUGAGCCCGUGGAGGUGGAGGUCUUCCUGCAGCGGCUCACUGACAGCGUCUGCAGCGAGUCCUUCCGCUUCACCUACCUGCCCAAGGACCACGAUGCCUAUGGGGUGAACGUGAAGCGGAAGCGGGGGAUGCCCGACGUCCUGGAGGAGCUCUCGGGCUCAGAUCCCUACGGGAUCGAAGCCAAGAGGAGGAAGAAGCCGCCGGGAUACAUGGAUCACUUUGCACCGCUGACGGUGGCAGAAGAUGCCUUUGCCUUCUUCACCGGGGAGCCAGAGUCCUUCGACACCCUGUCCCAGCUCUACGUCCCUUUCGUGUCCCCACCGGGCCACCGCGAGGGGCUGCCCCCCCCAUACACCCCCACGGACUUCCCGGCCUGCCUGGGCCCCGAACUGCUGGCCGAGCCCUACGGCUCUCCCCCCCGUGCCCCCCCCUUCCCCCCCACCGACCCCCACCCCACUGCCAGCCUGGUGGGCACCCACAUGUUCCCCGGCCACUACAAGGACACCGACCUGCGCCUCGGAGACGUCUGAGCCCCCCCAGCACCCCAGUAGCCCUCCCCUCUCUGAGCUCGGGGGGCCCCCUUGCCCCCCACCCCCCCCGCCCCGGGCCGGCUGGCCCCGCCGGGGCGGCACCGAGCCCCCCGGAAGGAUUUCCCCCCUCAGUCAAGCCGCUUUGCACUAUAUUUAUGGGG
Molecule: messenger RNA, 2352 nt
Organism: Chroicocephalus ridibundus (black-headed gull)
Lineage: Eukaryota; Metazoa; Chordata; Aves; Charadriiformes; Laridae
Gene: RELB
Product: RELB proto-oncogene, NF-kB subunit
Exons: 11
Coding region: 584-2191 (535 amino acids)
Biological process (GO): positive regulation of transcription by RNA polymerase II; canonical NF-kappaB signal transduction; non-canonical NF-kappaB signal transduction
Cellular component (GO): cytoplasm
Molecular function (GO): RNA polymerase II cis-regulatory region sequence-specific DNA binding; DNA-binding transcription factor activity, RNA polymerase II-specific
Source: RefSeq, a predicted model, not a curated record